GAGAAGCAAUACUUGGAUAUGAUGUGACAUGUUACGACUAUUGUGAUAUGAUAUUGUCAUGCCUGUUCUGUUUCUGUUUGUGUUUGUAAACUUAACUAGUUAACUAACCAGUUUUGAGUUUUUGCUAUGGAGACAGCAAUGACAUGAAUAAUGUUCAGCUGAACGAUGAUGUUCUUGAACUAAUUGUGCUCAAAUCAGACCUCCAUGUCCCUUAUUCAUCUCUUGCUUCAUGGAAAGAUGAUUCAAGUGCUUGUUCAUGGAACCGGGUUCAAUGCAAUCCAGCAACAGGAAGAGUUACUGAGAUCAAUCUUGCUAGGUUGGGAUUAUCUGGAAGAAUUGGAGGAGGCCUUGAGAAGUUACAGCAUCUAAUGGGAUCAAUAAAAAAUAGCGAUGAUGUUGCAUUCUUCAUACAUCUAAGAAGGCCUCAACUAUAUUCAAUUGCAGAUUUGAAGGAAUGUGAGCUGAAAAGUGAAGAAGAUAGAAGUAAAGGAGACUACUUUCAGCUUCAGGUUAAAAUCUGCAAUGGGAAGGUAAUAGAAGUGGUGGCUUCAGAGAAAGGGUUUUAUCCUAUUAGAAAACAAUAUCUGCAAAGUCACACUUUGGUUGAUCUUCCACAACAGCUAAGUCGAGGUUUCGCUAAUGCAUAUGAAUCUUUAAUGAAAGCUUUCUCUGAAGUCUGAACAUGACAAGGUAAUAUUUAUACCAACUGAUUUUAUUUUUUUCUUUUAAAUAAAAAAGUGUUUUCCUUUUUCUUUUCCUAACAAUUUAUCUCGUUCAGUUUGGCAAUCUUCCAUAUGGAUUCCAAGCAAAUACCUGGCUUGUCCCUCCAUCUGUUGCCGAGUCACCUUCAAACUUUCCUGCCCUUCCUGCUCAGGAUGAAAGCUGGGGUUGUAAUGGUGGUGGCCAAGAUAGAAAUGGUGAAUAUGAGCUUAGACAAUGGGAUUUAGAUUUUGCAGUAUUGGCUUCUCUUCCUUGCAAAACUGAAGAGGAGAAAGUGGUCAGAGAUAGAAAAGCUUUCCUGCUGCACAGUCGAUUUGUUGAUACCUCGACAUUCAUAGCUA
Arachis ipaensis is the source of this 1061-nucleotide messenger RNA. The record is from RefSeq and is a predicted model, not a curated record. Lineage: Eukaryota; Viridiplantae; Streptophyta; Magnoliopsida; Fabales; Fabaceae.